This is a messenger RNA of Lodderomyces elongisporus, 969 nucleotides long. RefSeq lists its product as uncharacterized. The transcript has a single exon. Gene Ontology annotation, molecular function: poly(A) binding. The coding region runs from base 1 to 969 and encodes 322 amino acids. The record is from RefSeq and is a predicted model, not a curated record. Gene Ontology annotation, cellular component: cytoplasm. Lineage: Eukaryota; Fungi; Ascomycota; Pichiomycetes; Serinales; Debaryomycetaceae.
AUGUCUGACCAAAUUUCAAUUAAUCAACAGCACCAAUACCCUCCUUCGCAGCAGCAAGAACAACAAGAGGGUCAAGAACAGCAACAAACCCGUGAAUACCAACAGCCGCAAAAUAAUGACUUUGGCUAUUCUAACUUGACACCAGAGGAGCAAGCACAAUUGCAACAGUUGCAGAAACAACGAGAUCAAUUACAACAUCAAUCAGAACAGUUAGAUGCUCAGGGUAACUUUCUUUUAGCUCAACAGCAACAACAGCAACAACAGCAACAAGCUCAACAAGCUCAACAAGCUCAGCUGCAACAGGCACCUUUCCCUUUCCUGUUUCAGCAAAGUAUGUUUGGCAGCAAUGUUGCUACACCAGCAUUUUCAGAUGCGCACACAAAUGCUCAUCUAAAUGCUGCGACUCCUACUUCAACGGUCCCAGGGUCUGCACCUGUAUCCUCUUAUUCUGCGGGUUUGGCACACCCAGCUGCUUCUUCGCACUUAAUAUCAGAUGAGGCCAAGAGAGAAAGCGACGCGAAAUCCAUAUACAUUGGUAAUGUCGAUUAUGGCUCUACUCCCUUGGAGCUUCAGCAACAUUUCUCACUGUGUGGUAUAAUAGAAAAAGUGACAAUUUUGAACAACAAAUUCACUGGUAGACCUAAAGGUGUGGCGUACUUGGCUUUCCAAGACCAAGAAAGUGUCGAUAAGGCCAUUGCUACGCUUGAUGGAUCAAUAUUUAGAGAUCGAGAGUUGAAGGUUAUGCACAAAAGAACAAACAUUCCUGGUAUAACUAUACCACGCGGUGGCGCAAUGAGAGGAAGAGGCGGAAGAGGUGGCGCCAGAGGUGGUAGAGGUGGUUUUAAUGGUAGAGGCGGCUUCAACGGUAGAGGUGGUGGACGUGGUGGUGCUGGCUUUAGAGGAAGAGGUGGAAGAGGUGGCUUCAACAAUAGAGGAGGAAUUGGCGGUGCUGGAUUUACUCCCUAUUGA